GCCAUGCAGCGUCUCGGGUGGCUCAGCUACUUUUGCUUUGCCUACAACCAGGCUACUUCCUCAGCACAGACAAUCGGGCUACGCGGUGCCAAAGACAUAGUGCAGAUCGCAGGGUCAGAGCCUUCAACUUCACGGGAGCCGUCACCACCACCUAGCAUUGGUGAUGCCACUCGCUUCGUGACCUGGAACCUUUACGUUUUCACAUUAGCAGGUCGAAUCAACCCCGUGGUAGAUGAGUUGUUGAGGAUGCAGCCGGAGAUCGCAGCCAUACCAGAAAUGUGGAAUGAGAAGUUUGCCAUUUUGGAUCGCCUCAACGAGGUGUCCGGCAACGUUUGGGCUUUUGCAACUGGUGGUGCCACGGAGCAGUACAACGAUGCAGACAUCUUGUUCCGCUCUGACAAGUGGGAGCACAUUGCAAGCGAUCUUGUUCCGUUUUCUUCUGGCAGAGCCAUCAACUGGGCAGUAUUGCGUCGCAAGUCUGACAAUUACACGCUCAUCGCUGCAGGCACUCAUCCUCUCUGCUGCCUGGGGGACUUUGUAAUCCUGGAGGCCGUGCAGUUCGUGACCAACGUACUUCACGAGGUACAACAGACGCACAGAUACCCGAUUGUGCUCAUGGGAGAUCUGAACACGGGCUAUUUCCAACCGUCCCAGCAACUUCUGAGGCAGGGAAGUGCAGAAGGCUUCGGCAGACACUGGACGGUUCCCUUGACGUUUACGGAUGCAUGGGCGGAGUUGAAUCCCGGCAACCCAGAUCCAUCAACUAUCAAUGAUGAUCCGGUUCGCUUGGAUUAUGUCUACUUCCAGAAGACGCCGCUUUCAAUUGGUACGUCAGCAGGUGCUUCGCUGCCUGACAUCAUGUCAGGCAUUUUCGUGCCCUGGCUCAUGACCUGGACUCCGAACUGUACAGGAUUUGCUGAUAUGCACGUACUUGUGAACGACUCGAAAAAGCUGUGGCCAAUGAGGGGAUGGAUUGGCAAGCGACAGACAUUCGCACCACUCCGCAAGGCCAAUGCACCGGAAGGAGUGGGGAAGGAUUGCUUCAAGCAAGUAGCCGACCCACUCCACGUCAUUGCUGCUGGCCGAUUUCAGCGUGGCGUCUACAGGGUUUUGGCCAAUCUGACCGGGGUUCAGUUACUGGGUUUGAGCUUCAUGUUCGCUUCCGAGGGAACGCGCUUCACUAGCCUAGAGCAGGCGGUGCAUCAUUGCGCGAAUUUAUGCAUGUCGGUGCUGGCAUGCCAGGCCUGGCAGUACUCCACCACUGCGGGUUGUUACAUGGAAGACCCUUACCAGGCCUCAAUGCCAUAUCCUCCUGUUAUUAGAAAAGGCACAAAGUUUGCCAAGACGGCUGUGGCGGGUCAGUACAUUCAACAUCUUUGCCCACAUGCUGUCAGCCGAGUUCGCGGGGACCACCGUGACCCUGACGUACAAAGAUUUACGGAGGAGAGUCAGGUGCUGGUCACCAAUGUUGCGGCCGCCGUGACACCCAAAAGGCAGAGUCUAGGUGGUGAAGCUGAAAAGGGUCCCAUCGAUUAUGUAACAGAGACUACGCCGGUCACUCCGGAGGUGACCAAUCAGGAAACCACUACGCUGCGCAUGGCAACUAGUACUUUGAGUGAGCAGGUCGCCAUCCCUCCGAACCUUCCAGGAGUAGUUGCCUCGGUGACUUCACUGCCAGCAGUUUCUACUUUGCUGCCUGGGCUUCAGCCUGGAGAAACUCCAACGCUUGCUCCAGUGAUUGUGCCUGCAAUUCCCGUCACGCUGCCGGCUGCGGUGCCGGCUGCUCUACCCACAGCGCUGCCCACUGCGCUGCCAACAGCGCUGCCCAGUGCCACAGCUCCACCAGUUGACAUUGUGGCAAGGACACCCAGAGCACCUGGCACGAUUGAGAGCAGAAGUGGGAAGCCAGCACCGCGCUAUCGAGAGAAUGGGCAGGAGCAGAGCAUGACAGUAGCAGAGCCCACGGUGCCAUUCAAGCAUCAUGCAGAGUGGCCCUUGGUUCUGGGCGGUUUGUUUGGAUUGAUUGUGGUUUGUGCUGGUGCACAUGCACUACGAGUCUAUGGCUACAACAAAGCCUCAUACUCCUGCGUGGAUCCAGAGGACUCAGAUGACUCUUUCUAG
Messenger RNA from Symbiodinium pilosum, 2121 nucleotides. The record is from the annotation of a GenBank genome assembly. NCBI's taxonomy places the organism in Eukaryota, Dinophyceae, Suessiales, Symbiodiniaceae.